CGCUAACGUGUUAAACAUGUAUUUAUUUUAUUAAUAUAAGAAUGCAGAGAUUAAAAUCUUAUUAAUAACAUAUACAGGUGAUUCAGACCAUCCGUACAGCCCUUUUAUUUCGAAAAUAGAACAUUUUAGAGAAAAAUGUUUCAGACAAAAGUUGUAUGGCUUCGAGGGGGACAUAAGAUGGUAUCAUUGGUUUGACCUUGAAGAGUUCUAAUAUAUCUAAUAGCUAUGUCUUAUUCAAAUGAAGAAGCAUAUGAUAUGCUGCUACUUUUGGGGGAGUGUCGAGGUGUAUUCGCUGCAGCAGCAAACUUGUGGCAAGAGCGUUUUCCUAAUCGUACUCCUUACUCGCGCAACGUUUUUUUACGAUUGGAUAACCGAAUCAGAACCGAAGGAGUCGUGCAGUCUCAUCAUAAUAAAGGUCGACAGAUUAGGCGUGCUGUUAGGGAUGAAAGAGAAGCUGACAUUCUUGCAUCGGCAGAAUUGAACCCUCAUGAUUCGUUGAGGCGCCGAGAAAUAGAUUCUGGCGUCAGUUAUAGUAGUAUCCAACAAAUAUUCAGUCAGCACAAGAUUCACCCUUACCGAAUGUCUCUUCAUCAAGCUUUAAAUGAUGCUGAUUUCCAAAGUCGGCUUACAUUUUGUAAUUGGAUAAGAGAACAACCACGUACUUUCCACCAAAAUAUUUUAUUUUCUGACGAAUCGACAUUCAAAAACGAUGGUAAUGUCAAUACGUGGAACUGUCGUUAUUGGUCGCACGAUAAUCCUCACUGGUUGAGAGAAAUUGAUCACCAGCAUAUUUGGAAAGUAAAUGUUCGGUGCGGCAUUAUUGGAAAUCAAGUCGUAGGUCCUGCUUUCUUUGAUGAAAAUUUAAACGGUGCCAGAUAUGCAGCUUUGAUAGAGACACAACUUCCUGUGUUACUAGAAAAUCUACCUCUGCAAUUGCGCCAGGAUAUGUGGUUCCAACAAGAUGGAUGCCCGUCACAUACAUCCAGAGUUGUUCGUGCAGUGAUAAAUAAUAUGUUUCCCAAUAAGUGGAUAGGCAAAUAUGGUCCAAUCGAUUUUCCACCUCGAUCACCGGACCUCACUGUCCAGGAUUAUUAUUUAUGGGGAAGGAUAAAAGACAUAGUAUACUGUGAUCGCCCAACUACAAGGAAUGACAUGAUUAACAGAAUAACAGAAGCAAUUCAAUCUUUAAGUAGCGUUGAAAUUCUUCGAGCAACCAAUUCUUUUCAAAACAGAGUAGACGUUUGCAUUGAAAAGAAUGGUGUUCACUUUGAACACUACCUUACUUGAAUACAGACACACACACACACACACACACACACACACACACACACACACACACACGCACGCACGCACGCACGCACACACCCACGUGAGAGGCAAGGGGAUUACUCACGUUAAACCAACACCCCAAAGGGAACAGAAUUCUACUACGUCCACGUCGUUGUUCCUGGAUAGCGCUAAAAGUAGGAUGAUCCGAAUGUUUUUAAACAUGCAUAACUACAGAGAUUUGAGUGAAAAGUGUUUUGGAAAGCUCUCGAGAUAAGCUACAAGAAUAUGUAAUGAGAAAUAGUAGGUUCUAUUUAAGAAAUUGAAUAUGACCUUCAUGUGACCAUCAAGUAACUCUUCAAGAUCAAACCAAUGAUACCAUCUUAUGUCCCCCUCGAAGCCAUACAACUUUUGUCUGAAACAUUUUUCUCUAAAAUGUUCUAUUUCCGAAAUAAAAGGGCUGUACGGGUGGUCUGAAUCACCCUGUAUAUGUAAAAUCCAAGUUUUGGAAGAAAUUCGCGUUAGAACUUCGCCUAAUAGUGUACAUAAGAUUGUGCUAUUGUUGUUCCCACAACUGAUGCGUUUUAACAGUUAUUAUUUUCCUGGUUUUUCACAAAAGUUGCACAUUAGUGAUGAUAAUAUAUGUCAUUAAGUACGAAAACAACACAUCAAAUUCAAAACAGAAUACAUAACAACAAACUUUAGCA
Ooceraea biroi (clonal raider ant) is the source of this 1973-nucleotide messenger RNA. RefSeq lists its product as uncharacterized. The record is from RefSeq and is a predicted model, not a curated record. Lineage: Eukaryota; Metazoa; Arthropoda; Insecta; Hymenoptera; Formicidae. Gene Ontology annotation, molecular function: nucleic acid binding.